AUCGCUACAAGUUUUGAAGUGGUGAAUGAGAUAAACGUGAUCUUUAUGCUCCCCAAUGAAAACUAAACAGACUUGAUGCUCUGUUAGUCUGUUUAAUGCAGAAAAUUGGAAACAACAAUUGUUUAAAGUCGUAAUCCUGGGUAUAGGAUGAAAUCAACAUACUCUCUCCUUGCGUUGAACUUUCAUGCAGGGAGAGAGAUCUUGGACAAUAGGAACACAUGGUGGUUCUUGCUUAUCUAUUUCAGAGUCUGCUGAUAUACAAUUUGCUACUUACAAAACAGAGAGUGACAGGGUACAUGAAGAAGGGUUUCCAUCUCAAAAUGCUUUUUCUGGAGAAAGAAGAAGGAGCUUGCAUGAUGGAAUUGAUUCAGAUGAGCCCACAAGAAAUGCUGAUUUGGAUGAUCAAGUUCAGGGCAGUUGUACUUUUAGCGGAAGGUUAUACUCAGAGGGAAAGAGUGAAGUUACUCCACUAUACCAAAGAGUAUUAUCUUCUCUAAUUAUGGAAGAUGAAAGUUUAGAAUAUGAAGAAAACAGUGAUGGAAGAAAUAUGUCUCUUCAGUACAAUAAAAAUAAUUCUUCUAGUACUACAGGUGCCCCUGUUGACAUUGAGACUGGAAAGAGUGAUAGGAUUGGAUUAGAAAAUGAUUCCAUGUUGGGACUUCAAGACCAGAAGCAAUAUCCUGUUAGUAGAUCAUUUUGUAAUGGUAGUGUUUCCUUUGGUAGGAUGACAAGCAUUAAAAAUGAAUUAUGUAGUGAAGAUUAUUUCAGAGGUGGUCAUGGAUGCAUUAACUCAGAAAUUGGGAUGCUUCCAGAGCUCCACAGAAACUGCAAUGGGCCAUUAUCUGUAGAAACAGAGUCUUCUGAUGUAUCUUCCUUUGAUUGCCAGUAUGAGAAAAUAUGUUUGGAAGAUAAAUUCAUAUUGGAACUGCAGAGUAUCGGCAUUUUUGUAGAACCAGUGCCUGAUCUGGCAGAUGGGGAGGAUGAAAUGGUUGAUCAAGAAAUUAUUAAACUUCAAAGGGGACUUCAGCAACAGGUUGCUAAAAAGAAUGAGAACUUGAAUAAAAUACUUAAAGCAAUGGAAGAAGUAACAAAUGUUAACGAACGGGUUGAGGAGGUUGCCAUGAACAGACUUGUAGAGCUGGCUUACAGAAAGCGACUGGCCACACGAGGAAGUACUGCCUCAAAAAGUGGAGUCACAAAAGUUUCUAAACAAGUCGCCAUGGCUUUCAUAAAGAGGACUCUUGCCCGAUGUCAUAAAUUUGAAGAAACAGGCAAAAGUUGCUUUUCUGAUCCUGCAAUUCGAGAUGUUCUCUUUGCUGUACCUGCUUGGGGAAAUGAUGCUGAAUAUGCUAGCUGCUUUGGUUCUGCAGCUGGCAUAAAUAUGCAACCAGAACGUCGUAACUCUUUAUCAGAGUCUGGACUAUCAGUUCCUGUUGCUGGUAGGGCUGCGCAACACGAUAUCUUUAAUGAUAAAGUUGGCAGGAGUUCCUUCUACACUUUUGGAACUCUUGGUCAUGCUUCUGACCAGGAGUUUGCCAAAACUGGUCCAAUAUUGAACAAAGGGAAGAAGAAGGAAGUCCUGCUUGAUGACGUUGGUGGCACUACUAAUAUGAGAAUGACGUCGUCUCUUGGUAAUACUCUUUCAGGUGGGACUAAAGGAAAGAGAAGUGAGAGAGAAAGAGAGAAAGAUUCUUCAGUUAAAAAUUCUGUUGCCAAAAGUGGCCGUGUCACACUUGUUAAUUUUAAAGGAGAGCGUAAAACCAAAUCAAAGCCCAAGCAGAAGGCAGCUCAACUAACAAGUUCAGGAAAUGGAUUUGUUAACAAGCUUACAAAAACAACUGAUUCUGUAUAUUCUUCAGCUAGUGGUUCUGGAGGUGUCGGAACCAAUAGUAGUGACAAGAAAAGAGAAGUAGGAUUUCAUGAUGACGUACGUCUUGAUUCUUCUCAAGAAUGCAAGGAACCCAUAGAAUUGCAGCUCCAGGAUUUUGAUUCCAUAGGACUAGGGGGUGAUUGGUUUAAUUUUGAUGAUGAUGGUCUGCAAGACCAUGAGGAUGGAUUACAAGAUAUUGACUUGAUGGGUCUUGAGAUACCUAUGGAUGACCUGUCAGAGUUAAAUAUGUUCUAAUGAAGACAGCAUACUGUACAUUCUCAUGGUAAUCCAACUAUUUAGGUAAGAGUGAUAGUGCUGUCGUCCAGGGGAAAAUUGCUAAUAUAAGUUAACCCCUUGGUGUUUUGGCACUUGUAAUUAUGGCCAUUCUUUCUGUAUACUUCUCUGAGGAAGUUAAUGAAUUUAAAAAGAGUCAUUGUUUAUGUAA
Carica papaya (papaya) is the source of this 2315-nucleotide messenger RNA. Lineage: Eukaryota; Viridiplantae; Streptophyta; Magnoliopsida; Brassicales; Caricaceae. The record is from RefSeq and is a predicted model, not a curated record.